AUGUCAAAGCGUGCAUUUGACAAUCCACCAUCAGAUGAUGACUCCGAUUUUGAUGAUGAUGAAGAUCCAGACAAUUUGGAAGUUCCAGGUGGCGGUAAGACACUGGCUGCUGCAGCGCGACUUGGCGAUAAAAAACCAGCGCCACCACCGAUAACAAUAAAACCUACCACCAACCCUCUCGCGGCCCCCUCUGGCCUGGCCUUCGGACAAGCAUCGAAUGUGAAACCUAUCAGAAUAUCGGCAAACUCAGUUCUCAGUAAGCCAAUUAAUUUGGGGCUCGGUCGGGGAGUGGAAAUGGCGGGGAUGCAAGGCAUGAACGCGUACCUCCUGCAAAACCUAAAUCAAAUAUUGGCCUCCGGAAUGGGGGCACCUCUCGCCGGCAUGUUCGGCCUCGGCCCUGCCUGGCAGGGCAAACCGAUGUGGCAAGUAGACAAGGCACCCAGCGCGGGCGGUGAUGAAGAAGAGGUCGACGACGAAGAAAUGGGCGUGGCUGAAACUUACGCCGACUACAUGCCGACAAAAUUAAAGAUCGGGCGCAAGCACCCCGACCCGGUGGUGGAGACGGCCUCGCUGUCGUCCGUGGAGCCCGUGGACGUGACGUACAAGCCCACGCUGCCCGAUGAGACGAUCCGCGGAGGGCUGCUGUCGGCGCUGCAGCUGGAGGCGGUCGUGUACGCGUCGCAGGCCCACGAGCACAUGCUGCCGGACGGCACCCGCGCCGGCUUUCUCAUCGGCGACGGAGCCGGUGUGGGCAAGGGGCGCACGAUCGCCGGAAUCAUCUUCGAGAACUUCCUUCGAGGGAGGAAGCGAGCCAUCUGGGUGUCCGUCUCCAACGACCUCAAGUACGACGCGGAGAGGGACCUGCGGGACAUCGGCGCCUCCUACAUAGAAGUGCACUCCCUCAGUAAGUUCAAAUAUGCGAAAAUCUCAUCGGGCGUGAACGGCAACGUGAAGAAGGGCGUUGUGUUCUGCACGUACUCCGCUCUCAUUGGCGAAACCCACGCCAACACCAAAUACCGAACCAGGCUCAAGCAGUUGCUUCAGUGGUGCGGGGAGGACUUCGACGGACUCAUCGUAUUCGACGAAUGCCACAAAGCAAAGAAUCUCUGUCCGGUGGGUUCCGGUAAAGCGACCAAGACCGGACUAACGGCACUCGAACUGCAAAAUAAGCUGCCCAAAGCUCGAGUCGUGUACGCGUCCGCCACCGGAGCUUCGGAGCCUCGAAACAUGGCCUACAUGGUCCGCCUGGGGAUAUGGGGCGAAGGGACACCUUUCCCCACAUUUAUGGACUUUAUUAAUGCUGUGGAGAAACGCGGGGUUGGCGCCAUGGAGAUAGUGGCCAUGGACAUGAAGCUGCGAGGCAUGUACAUCGCGAGGCAGCUGUCCUUCCACGGAGUGUCGUUCAAGAUCGAGGAGGUGCCCCUUAGCGAUUCGUUUAGGGAGACGUACGAUAAGGCCGUCGCAUUGUGGGUGGAGGCGAUGCAACGCUUUACGGAGGCUGCGGAGCUGAUAGACGCGGAAGCUCGCAUGAAGAAAACGAUGUGGGGCCAGUUUUGGUCUGCACACCAGAGGUUCUUCAAGUACCUGUGUAUAGCUUCUAAGGUAAAUCACGCGGUGGUGACGGCCCGCGAGGCGGUGAAAUGCGGCAAGUGCGUGGUGAUCGGUUUGCAGUCGACCGGGGAGGCGAGGACACUGGAGCAGCUCGAACGAGACGACGGCGAGCUCAGCGACUUUGUCUCCACCGCCAAGUGA
Messenger RNA from Leptosia nina, 1752 nucleotides. Lineage: Eukaryota; Metazoa; Arthropoda; Insecta; Lepidoptera; Pieridae. The record is from the annotation of a GenBank genome assembly.